AUGGCCACCACCGUCGUCCCCUCGAGCGUGCUGCCCGCCCGCCUGGAGCAGAAGGAGACCAUCGAGACGCCUCCAAGAGCACCAUCGCCAGUCCAUCGCUUCGGAACAAGAGCUGUGCAUACUGGAGCGCCUAUCGAGCCCACCACUGGUGCUGUCAUCGCUCCUAUCUCUCUGUCGACCACCUUCAUACAGCACAGCCUGGGAAAGCCAAUCGGUGACUACGAGUACACCAGAAGCUCCAAUCCCAACAGAGACAACUUUGAGGCUGCAGUUGCGGGGCUUGAGAACGCCCGCUAUGCGCUCGCCUUCUCGUCCGGCUCUGCCACCACCGCCAACAUCCUCCAGUCGCUUGCCGGCGGCUCUCACGUCGUCUCCAUCUCUGACGUCUACGGAGGCACCCACAGAUACUUCACCAAGGUCGCUGCCGCCCAUGGCAUCGAGGUCACCUUCACUCCCACCAUCGAGAUCGACGUGUCCAAGCUGAUCCGUCCCAACGAGACCAAGCUCAUCUGGAUCGAGUCUCCUUCCAACCCGACCCUGGGGCUCGUUGACAUCCGCCAUGUUGCUACCAUUGCUCACCAGCACGGCAUCCAGGUCGUGGUCGACAACACCUUCUUGAGUCCCUACAUCCAGAACCCCCUCGACCACGGAGCUGAUAUCGUCAUCCACUCCGUCACCAAAUAUAUCAAUGGUCACUCUGACGUCCUUAUGGGUGUUGCGGCCUUCAACUCCGACGAGAUCAAGACCAGGCUGACCUUCCUUCAAAACGCCAUUGGUGCCGUCCCCUCCGCCUUCGACUGCUGGCUCGCCCACCGCGGUCUCAAGACCCUUCACCUGCGCGCCAGAGAGGCCACCGCAAAUGCUACCCUGAUAGCGCAUGCCCUCGAAGCUUCCCCCCACGUCCAGAGCGUAAACUACCCCGGCAUCGACUCCCACCCCCACCGCAAGAUUGCCAUCAAGCAGCACCGCAAUGGCAUGGGCGGUGGAAUGCUCAGCUUCCGCAUCAAGGGAGGCCGUGAAGCCGCUGAGCGUUUCUGCCAGUCGACCCAGCUCUUCGUCCUGGCAGAGAGUCUUGGCGGUGUGGAGUCCCUGGUCGAAGUCCCCGGCUCCAUGACCCAUGCCGGCAUCCCCAAGGAACAGCGUGAGAUUGCAGGUGUCUUUGAUGACCUCAUCCGUCUCAGCUGCGGUAUCGAGGACGGCGAAGAUCUCAAGGCAGAUGUCCUCCAGGCCCUCGAGAAGGCCCUCGUCGCGCCAAAGAUCAAUGGCGGCAACAGUUCCAACGGCGCUUAA
Molecule: messenger RNA, 1290 nt
Organism: Microsporum canis CBS 113480
Lineage: Eukaryota; Fungi; Ascomycota; Eurotiomycetes; Onygenales; Arthrodermataceae
Product: cystathionine gamma-lyase
Exons: 4
Coding region: 1-1290 (429 amino acids)
Biological process (GO): transsulfuration
Cellular component (GO): cytoplasm
Molecular function (GO): pyridoxal phosphate binding; cystathionine gamma-lyase activity
Source: RefSeq, a predicted model, not a curated record